Exaiptasia diaphana is the source of this 1965-nucleotide messenger RNA. RefSeq names its product core histone macro-H2A.1. Gene Ontology annotation, cellular component: nucleosome. The transcript is spliced from 6 exons. The coding region runs from base 62 to 1165 and encodes 367 amino acids. The record is from RefSeq and is a predicted model, not a curated record. Gene Ontology annotation, molecular function: protein heterodimerization activity; DNA binding; structural constituent of chromatin. NCBI's taxonomy places the organism in Eukaryota, Metazoa, Cnidaria, Anthozoa, Actiniaria, Aiptasiidae.
UAUACAGAUCGAACACUUGAUCGCUCUGUAGCGUCGGUCGAACAUUCGAAGGUGAAACAAGAUGUCUGCUCGUGGAGGAAAAGCUGCAAAAAGAGGCAAAGAUCGCAUGUCGCGAUCUGCAAAGGCAGGCCUACAAUUCCCAGUGAGUCGAGUUCAUAGAUACUUGCGGCAAGUGACUCAUCACUACCGUAUCGCAUCGGGUGCUCCUGUCUACCAAGCAGCCGUGAUGGAGUAUCUAACAGCCGAAAUCCUGGAGCUUGCAGGUAAUGCUGCUAGAGAUAAUAAAAAGAGUAGAAUUAUCCCUCGACACAUCCUUCUUGCCGUAGCAAACGACGAAGAACUACACAAGCUUUUAAAGGGAGUGACAAUUGCAUCUGGUGGUGUUUUGCCCAAUAUUCACCCUGAGCUUCUUAAAAAAAGAAGAGGAGGCAAACUUGUUGCUCCUGAAGACCUUCCUCCUAAAAAACCAAAGCAGACCAAAGAAGCUCCACCRGCRUCACCUUCCAAGGGAAAGAAAGCACCAGCAAAGCCUGCUCCACCUAGCAAGGGGAAAGGCAAGCCACGGGGAAAGGUAGCAAGCAAAGGCCCAGGAGAAGGCAUUAGUGUCUUGACUGAGAAGGUUUUAUUCCUUGGUCAACAUCUGACUGUUGUCCAGGGCAACAUAGAAAACAUUGAAGCCGAUGCAAUAGUUCACCCAACAGAUGGAAAAUUCACUUUAAAAUCUGAAGUUGGCAAAGUACUUAGUAAAAUUGGAGGAGAUGACCUGAAAAAGGAAAUUAAGAAAUUGUCUGACUCAAAGUCUGACUUUGCAGUUGAAGAAGCUGCCACCWGCCCUGCUGCUAACAUGAAGGUUAGCAAAAUUCUUCAUGUCCAUUGCCCAACUUACAACUCUGCAGAGGAAGAGCAGUCCACAGAGAGUCUGAUGAAAGCCUUGAAGAAUGCGCUUGCUGUUGCUGAUGAUGAAAAUCUUAAAACUCUUGCAAUCCCAUCCAUAGGGACUGGAACUUUCAAAUUUCCCAAGGAACAGGCAGCCCAAGCAGCACUAAAAGCCAUCUCAAACUACUUUGUAUCAGCCAUGGCAUCAUCUAUCAGACAAGUUUACUUUGCUCUUGAUGACAUGGAAAGUAUUGGUAUAUACACAAUUGAACUUGCUAGAUUAGAUUAGAAACAACUCAACRAACAAAUAUUAGAAUUCUUUAUCAAGUGUUGAUGUUUUUAUGGUAAGACUACUGACCAAGACUCUUCUGUUAAAGACACUUGUAUUUUUAUCAGAAAUACAAUGAUAACAUGUGACAAGGAUCAAAAGGAUUUGGAAAAGUUGCUUUUAUAUACUUGGGUUUCUGAAGUAGUUACAAUGUUAAUAUCAUUUUUUUCCUACGUAGUUAAACUUAGUAGAAAAUUUGUUUUUAAGCUUGUGUUUAAUUCCAGUGGGCCUUAGUUAGUUUUACACUAGGUUUUAUAGAGUUUAAGCAUCACGUUUACGGGAAACGGCUAACGACAGAGCUGAACCAAUGACCUAAGAAUUAGGUAGUCAUUUGAAAGAGUGACUUUUMACGAUUAUGGCAACUCGAAAAUAACCCACUUUCGCGUUGAAACUGUAACGCUAAAAACCCCAAAAGCYGGUCAYGUGAUCUGUUCUGCCGUUUGCCGUGAACGUCAUGCUCAGCUCUCAGUGUUACCGCACUCUCUCAUCGAUAUAAACGUUUUCAAUUAUAAGCGGAAUGUAGUUUGGUUACAGCAUUUUCUCCAGAAAAUAACGACUAUAUCUUAUUGUGUAUCUCAGUUCMUAAACAGAAAAGAAGUUUUUUUUAAAUACUGAAGAUUGCUUGAAAGUCUUUCAAAUUACAUGCUAUUAAGUAUAUUUAUUUUGUUCUGAGUAGUUUUUAUCUAGAUACAGUAGUGAAAGGUGAUGUAUAAUGUAAUAGAUCAUUGAAAAGAUGUGAAAUAUAUAACAUGGCUACUUUA